This is a messenger RNA of Hyposmocoma kahamanoa, 5220 nucleotides long. RefSeq names its product adenylate cyclase type 10-like. The record is from RefSeq and is a predicted model, not a curated record. NCBI's taxonomy places the organism in Eukaryota, Metazoa, Arthropoda, Insecta, Lepidoptera, Cosmopterigidae. The transcript has 38 exons. Gene Ontology annotation, biological process: intracellular signal transduction; cyclic nucleotide biosynthetic process. Gene Ontology annotation, molecular function: adenylate cyclase activity; protein binding. Gene Ontology annotation, cellular component: cytoplasm. The coding region runs from base 1 to 5220 and encodes 1739 amino acids.
AUGGCCAAUUUGGAGCAACAUCAUUCCUCUUUAAUGACAGCCAACAAGGAGAUGUCACCUCGCGAAAGACGACGAAAUCAGGAUUCCAAGAGAGAAUCGCCAAGUGGCCCGAGCAACUGGAAUAUAAACCAAAUCAACCGCAUCAACACGAUCGUAUCAAUGGUCCCAGACGAGAUUAUUUAUCGACAUACGGACUAUUCCGUAAGGAUCUAUGAUACUGCGCUCAUGUUUAUUGAUGUCUCGGGUUUCACGGACCUAUGUGAGGCUUAUACAAAAGUGGACCAAGGUGGACCUUCAAGGUUGACGCAAGUUCUCAACUCGUACAUCGGAGCCAUGGUCCAGGAGAUUUUGACCCACAACGGAGACGUGUUAAAUUUCUCUGGUGAUGCCUUCCUGAGCAUGUGGAGGAAAUCCUCUGUAGUGAGUAUGCAGGAUGUGGUGCACACCGCGAUUGAUUGUGGACUGAUCAUACAGAAGAAUUAUGGACGACAUCUCACUGAUACUGGCAUUGUUUUGAAAGUAAAAGUUGCGAUAUCAGCGGGCACGUCCCACUUUGCCAUGAUUGGCGAUGAGAACAUGUCCCACUACGUGAUUGUGGGCCAGCCCGUGUGGGACGUCAAGAGAGCGGAAUACAUGAGCUCGGCGGGCGAUGUCCUUACCUCUGCCAGUGUUUGGAUGUAUGUGAAUGAAACUGAGUAUAGUACGCAGUCUUGUGGUGAUGGAGUACAUACUAAGGUAUUGAGUAUCGGAGUUGGCUGGAAGAGAGUGGAUAAAAUUGAUUACACUUAUGGACCUUCGUCAGAUACAAGGCGAAGAAUUCAAAUGCUGUCCAAUUCGGCAUACUCUUUAGAGGGCAUAGGGAGUAAUCAAUCCAUAGACAGCACAUUUAAUUACAGAGAAUAUUCACUCCGUCCAGCAGUGAUUGCAGCCCUGGCCCACAGCACCUGGUGGCCAGAACUUCGUCGAUUCAUGGUAACUCCUGUACUCAGAGCCGUGGAUAACGACGAACCUAUGGACUUCCUUACGGAGAUCCGUAACGUGGUCGUUGUAUUUCUCAAUAUUAAAACGCAGACUGUGACUGAGGAUGUGCUUAUUUCCAUCGUCGAUAAUGCUUACAAGACGGUUUAUAACAUUUCAUCCCAAGCUGGCGGCCUUGUGAACAAAGUGUCAAUGUUCGACAAAGACAUGAUGUUCCUGGUUGUGUUCGGCCUGCGAGGCUUGAAACAUGAGGAAGAGGCCCAGGAAGCGUUGUUAUGCGCUUACUGCUUGAAGGAAACACUUGUUGAUCGUAAUAUUAUUAGUGUCUCUAUUGGUGUUACUUCAGGAAGAACAUAUUGUGGCGUUGUAGGUCAUGUAUUGCGACGAGAGUACACCGUCAUUGGACAGGCUGUCAACAAGGCAGCGAGACUAAUGAUUGCCUACCCAAAUAUCGUAACAUGUGAUAAAGAAACGUUCGUGAGUAGUAAACUGGAUCUAGAUUUCUUCAGACUGAUGGAAUAUAAAAACCUGAAAGGGAUUAAGAAGCCAGGACCUGUCUAUGAAUUUAAUAAGUCAGGGUUAAGUGACGGGUGCUUUCGACACCCGUUACUCGAUCGCAGUGAGGAACUACGACAGUUCAAGAGAGUCCUGCAAAAUGCGAUUGAACAUGAACACGAGCAGUUUACUAGAUAUCGCGAUCACAAAUACGCAAUUGCUCUUACGAUGUCCCCCUUAGAAUUGUUCGCGUUAAACACAAUCUUCGAUUGCCAAUUCCCGUUGCCCGAAAACUACACUUACACGGGCGAUUUGCUUGCUGAACUGAGCGUCAGGGUGAUGGUCACAAACAUUUGUAAACUGCGCUUCUCGUCUCUACAUAUUGUGUUUAUAAGGAACGCGGAGUUUAUUGAUGACGAAUCAUGGCGUAUUCUGAUAAUACUUUUGAAUGCAAAAUGCUUUUUCCUAACAAUUUCUAUAAAUGACGAAAAGAUGGUGACAACGACUGGAAAAAAGUGCUUAUCCAACAGUAUGAUAGUAAAUAUGCUCCUUUCUGGUAUCGAUCGAUGGUACCAUGCGGCACUGGCAUGUCAAUUGCUGGACGUGCAAGCGAUUCCAGCGGAUUUGGAGAAGGUGAUAGAAAGCGCAAGCGGUGGACUACCUGGUUGGGUUCAGAACUUUGUCAUUUCGCUCAUCCAACGAUUACAGUUGACAGUUGUUACUGUCUCUCGAAGUGAGGCAAUGGAAUCUGGAGCCGUUAUGCCGUCUCCUGCUUUACUGACUACCACUGUCUUUGCACAUGAAGAUGAGUCACACUCGUAUCCAAACAAACGAGAAAGUAGUCAUGAUUUGGAAAAGAUACAAAUGGCUGUACUUACAGACGCUAACAAUUUUAGCAAUUUCGAAAACAUUAUGAUGGAUAUUGAAAUGGACGUAAUAAUACUGAAGACGUACGAUUCCUUAUCGUCUUUUGAAAAAAUGCUUCUGAAAUGUGGCUCAGUGUUGGGCGAGAUUUUCUCUCGCAAAAUGCUCCUUCAUUUGUUGCAGAGUGAUAGUCAGAUUAAAAUCGCUAAAGCUGUAGCUACGCUCUUUGAAAUACGAGUGCUAGAAUGUGAAGGCGGAGACUUUACCCGAGAUACGUCUAUGAUUCUAAUUCACCCCGCACCUAUUGUUAUACCAGCGAUAAAUCCUCCACAUUGCUCUUGUUUGGGAACGAGAAUACCACCAAGCUGUCAAGAACUUCCUGCAUACGCCUUCUGUGGAUAUAUGAAGUUUCGACAUACUCUAUUCAGAAAGACUACUUACGAAAUUUUAACAGAAAAUCAAAAGCGAGAACUUCAUGAAAGAGCUGUCCAGUUUUUAGAGCGUUAUACACGUCGUUGUAUUUCUUGCGGCGGAGGAUGUUUCGUUAAACUCUUUGGUGUUGUAAUUGACGACUGCACGCGACUGUACCAUGAAUUUGAUUCAAUACAGUUCGUUAUAGAAUUUCAAAUUGACAUUUCCGAGAAUGACAAUGUGUAUAAGGAACUUGAGUUUGAGCAACGGUACUUCAUGACAGUCUCCAGUGCCCGUGACAUGCUGAGCGGAAGCACCUCUUCGGAGUCAGGCGAAGGCGAAUCAUCAAGUGCAGGUUCUAAGCGUGGGCUAAGCUUCAAGUCACCUAUCGGAAUGGUACCUGAAAAUAAAAAGGUACAGCGAGUUCGUCAGCAAAUCUCUGCAUUGGCCGCUGAAACAAGAAAGACGUGCGGAACCAUUUCGCCUCGCCGCAGCACUCCUAAUUGUUCGACAAUUCUAGUUGAAAAACAGCCAAACGUCCAAAGAACAAAAGUUCAAGAAAAAACUCGUACGCGGAAUUCUAUGAACGAACAUAAGAUGCAGAAGGGUGUUAGAUCAUUCUCCUCAAUGGAUGUAGACAAUUGUGAAUGCACGCCCAUUCUGUUAGCAGCGUACAGUCAGGCGAUAGACCACUACCGUGCAGUUGGUGAAUGCGAAAAAUUAGUCGAAACGUGUAUGGAAUACAGCUACAUAAGUCAAAAAAAUCAGAACAUACCAGAGGCUAUUAAACUUUUAACGGAAGCAGAAGAAUUUGUUAGUAAAAUCUGCACCAAUAAACUGUUAUGUCACACAUCAUGGAUAAAAGAUCUGCGACUUGCUCAAAUUCAUACCGAUCGAGGGCAAUGCAUGUUGGAGUCGUGUGAAUACGACGAGGCCCAAAAACAUUUGAUGCAAGCCCUGAAGUUGCAUCACAUCUCGUUCCCGACCAACGCAUGCAGAAUAAAACUACAAGAUAUAAAGGAAUCUAACCAUCAGUGGAUGGCAAUGUGCAUGCCUCGAUUUUACAUCGGUGUGGAGAAGGGAUAUAGAGCCCAGUAUUUCGAAUGCGUUGGUAGAACGAUGAGCACAUUGUAUAACUUGUUCGUACUCCGAAAAGAGAAAAUGGCGCAAUUAGCUGCAAAAUGGUCUCUAAAUUACCAAUGGAAAAGUAAUAGCAAUUUUAGGCAGUUGUGCAUGUCUUACUCUCAAAUGAUCACCGUGUAUAGGAAAGAACAUAAACAUUCAAAGUGCCUGAAAUUGAAGAAGAUGGCUAUGGAAAUGUGUCACCGCAAAAAAGGUAAACUAGAUGUGACUGAAGUAUACGCCGUGGUCUCGCUCUAUACAAGCAUAUUCCAGUUUUAUGUGGGAAACGACAAAAACCUGGAGGGUCUAGAGUUUGGUCUAACAGUCAUUCCGUUGGUGACCAAUAAAGCGGACCUGGCCACUACUCAAAUGCUGGCGUCAGAUCUACUUAAGAUGCUCCUAUCUGAUCUUCGGAUCUAUGAGAUGGUUGUGAUUAUGAGGGAAAUUUUCUUCACGACUGACCAUUAUAAUUUGAGCUCCGAGACCUGGUACUACUACUACGCAAUUGUGAUUCUCCUGGACACUGGUCACUGCGUAGAAUCGUACGCCUCUUGCGAAAAGUUCUACAUUAGAAACGGCGACGCAAUCUUCAGAUCCAAGACUCCUGAAGCGGCGUGGAACUACUUCGUCUGCAUCUGGCUGGUCACAGUGAGACUAGGAGCAUGGGAAAGAUCCAUUUUAUGGGAAGAAAAAAUAAGGCAGCUGUACACAAUAUACACAAAGGAACCACAUGAGUUCAGUACCAUGUUACUUACUAGAUUAAUUGAGGGGUUCCUUAUUACCUUGGUGAGAGAGAUCGACCAUGGAAACAUGAAACAGACUAUAAUAAUAAUUAAUGCCGUGGAGACGAUGUUCCGACAAAUAAAAAAACCGACUCGGCAGUCAUCUCUAUAUAAGCCUCGUUCGGGCAUUCACAUGGGGACGGCUGACUGUGUGGAAGAAGAAGAUGGAAGAAGACAGCUUGAUUUUGAUUGCCUCUCCCAAUCGGAAACUAACCCAUCUGAAUUCGAGACUACCCGAUCGGAUCGAUUCCGCAUUGAAUCGAAAUCAGGACUCAGUUACAUGUAUUAUCUCUUACGUGCAUACUAUGAAUGUAUUCGAGGACGAAAUAGCAAGGCAAAAAAGAAACUGAACAAAGCCUAUGAUCUUGCAAAACAAAACGGACAUAACGUUAUAUUAAUUUGGAUCAAACAUAUUCGUAAACAUUGGCAGGGUGUUCUGAGUAACAAUUUGGUAGAUUUCUGGACAAAUCACAUUGAAACUGAUAAUUUGCUGGAUUACACGGACUUUGACCCGCUCAAAACUCAAAUUGUACCUUACACGUUGCCAUUACCAAAAGAUUUUGGAUAA